Molecule: messenger RNA, 1247 nt
Organism: Schistocerca serialis cubense
Lineage: Eukaryota; Metazoa; Arthropoda; Insecta; Orthoptera; Acrididae
Exons: 6
Coding region: 1-813 (270 amino acids)
Source: RefSeq, a predicted model, not a curated record
AUGCGGUCCUCCGACACGGCGGAGGUGACCCGCGUCACUGCUGAAGCGGGCAAUAGUGCUGACACGGAGAGGUGUUUGUACAGAAGGGGAAUCGUUCAGUUGCAGGUACUGAAGACCUUGGUGGAGAAGUGCACCGGAAUACACACACUGACGGCUCCCUACAAACUGCUGAAGUCUGAAAGGUGCUCGGAGGCCCUGUCGCAGCUGCACAACCUCCGUGUGCUGAAUCUGGAACCGGAAUACAAGGAAUUCGAUCGUAGCUCUACCCAGGAACCUUGUUUGGUGCGACCUCUGGUCAACGGAUGCCCGCAACUAGCCGAGGUCGACUUUGGGUUUACGUAUAUCAAUAUGGAAGACCUGAGGUACUUUCUGAGAGCCAAGAGGAACACCCUCAGGUCGAUACGCAUAAAGUGGGCGAUGGGUGGGACGAGCUGUGUCCCACCGUUGCUGGAGGCCUGCACCGAGUUGGAACGUCUGGAACUCUGCGAGGAUGACGACUUUGAGAUGGUCCACAGUAUACCGAGAGAGGCGUUCACUGCCCUGGGAAAGCUGAAGAACUUGCAGGAACUCAGGAUAUCGAUCCCUAUUCGACUACCGCCUGGAGUUGCUCCUCUGGCAUUUAAGGGUCGAGGGCUGAAAAGAUUGAGAAAGCUGGACAUAUGGUGUGGACCUGGCUUGGACAAUGAGACAAUAAUUGCCAUCAGCCGUGGGCUCCCUGCUUUGCGGAACUCUCUGUCUGUGAUGCAAAGGUGCUCUCGGCUGCUGCCUUCUCUGAGAUCUACCGCCUGGAACAGCUUGAAAUAUUGGACGUGACAGAUUGCAGAACACUCGGCGGGGCCCUGUUCUCCUACCUCGUCGGGCUGCCGCGACUUCACACGCUUCGAAUGGAAAAUAUGGCUUUUGCGAGGCUGCAACCGGGUGUGAGCAGCAUCCUCGAAUUGUCAGGUGUGCGCUGCCUGACAUUCGAUUAUUCCGUUGUCGCUGGAGUUCCGUUUGAAAAGUUUCCAGAAAAGCUCGUCAAUCUCAGGCUCUCAGCGUUCGCCAGUUUUUGGCCUCAACGAAGACGACUACCUUGACCCACGCGCCCUAUUCGCCGGAUUUAGCACCCUCGGACUUCUUCCUAUUCCCGAGGAUGAAAAGAGACUUGAGAGGGAAGCGUUUUGCGGAUGUGGAAGACGUAAAACGCAAUGUCAUCAAAGUGCUAGCAUGUACAAAGAGGACGAAUUUAAAAGGUGCUUUGACUACUG